Cheilinus undulatus (humphead wrasse) is the source of this 1278-nucleotide messenger RNA. RefSeq names its product BLOC-1 related complex subunit 8 (gene borcs8). Bases 101 to 487 code for a protein of 128 amino acids. The transcript is spliced from 6 exons. Gene Ontology annotation, cellular component: BORC complex. NCBI's taxonomy places the organism in Eukaryota, Metazoa, Chordata, Actinopteri, Labriformes, Labridae. The record is from RefSeq and is a predicted model, not a curated record.
GACAACAAAAACACGGAAGAAGGCUGAAUCAGCUGACGAGUCUCGUCUGUAGAUGUUUUAUGUUGUUGUCAGUCCUGUCUGUUUUUAACCAGCUGACAUAAUGGAUGACCAAGAGAUGCAACUGAAAGUCAGACGAGUGACGGACAAAUUUACGGAGAGUAUGUACGUCCUGGCCAACGAGCCGUCAGUGGCUCUGUACAGACUGCAGGAACACGUCAGAAGGUCCCUGCCCGAACUGGUGCAACACAAGACUGACAUGCAGAGCUGGGAGGAGCAGAGCCAAGGAGCCAUCUAUACUGUAGAGUAUGCAUGCAGUGCUGUGAAGAGCAUGGCAAACAGCAGCUUGUAUUUCAAAAAUAUCGACAGCCUCCUCCGUCAAGCCAUCAGCAUGAAGGAACAGAUCAGCAGCUCCCAGGGUCGCAGUGAUGUGAUCCCUUCACCCAGUCCCCUUGUCUCUGCAUCUCAUACCCCACCCACUUCCUCAUGAACCUCUGCACAGAUGUGUCCAAGGAAAAGGACUAUGGACUCAAACACACUAAAGGACGGGGGAGAAAAGCACAGUUCUGGGAUGUAAUGUGCCCUCCUGAGUUGCUGGUGUUGCUUCUACGUUCCCUUACUCUUCUUCAUCUAAACUCAGGCUAAAGUGGGGUCUUAAGGGUAACGCCAACCCAUCACAAUGGAGAGAAUGCCUCCAAUGACCUCCACCGGUGCAAGCCGCUCAGUGGAACAGAGCACCAGAGCACUGCCAGGGCCAGCAUUAAAAACACUCAAGUCAUGGACGCUGCUCAAAGAAUGCAUUGUUCUCUGGGACUCUGGAUGGACCAGAGAGAAGGCAGCUGAGCUGUUUUCGCCUGGUCUGUUGGAAAUCCUAAGUUUUGCUAAUGUAUUGGACAUUAGUUGUCAGACUUGUGUGAAACUUGUGAAAACAACCAAAUCAUGGGAAGUAGCAGGUUCCAGGUUCUUUUUUUGGUACUAAUAUACUUUUUUUCCAACUAGACAUGAAGUUCUAAAGAGAUUAUCCUGGCUCUUAGGAAAUCAGCUAAUCUUGCAUUUUUGUUCUUACCUGCCAAAUAGACAGACACUCCAAUGCAAAACAGCCCUAUAGCCACAUGUCGUAUCGAUCUGCUAUCCAGAAGGAACCAGUCUGCUCUGUAGAAACAAGUGUCAUAUGUUCAAUGUCAUACCAAAAGCAUGUUUACACAUUCAACAUUGCUGUUUGAAUAUCUGACAGGUGUAUCAAUCAGGACAAGUUAAUAAAUCACCUUAGUUGUGUUGGAA